Molecule: messenger RNA, 516 nt
Organism: Macrosiphum euphorbiae (potato aphid)
Lineage: Eukaryota; Metazoa; Arthropoda; Insecta; Hemiptera; Aphididae
Source: the annotation of a GenBank genome assembly
AUGCCUUAUGAAUGGACACUUGUGGCCGAGGACUUCGAAUCUCAUAGUUGGUGCGAACUCGGACCCUCUAGGCGAGCGGUUCGCGGUAUUAUGACCAAGAAUAUGACCGUUCAAACCGAUUGUGACGCGAUUUUGAAGUUUAUUGACGAGUUGCCCAACAAAAACUCCCCUUUUAGUGUUACCGAACGUUUCCCAGAAAAUAAGAUUUAUGUAGACCUCAACCACUAUCACAACGUCAAUAACUUACGUUUGAUGACCAUUGCAGCAUGUACCUUUAAAGGCCUUCAAAACGUUAAAACGUUAAACCACCAAAACGGCCGUGGAAGAAAUUCUGCUCCUACACCCUUGGUGGAAGACAGAAUAUAUUAUAAACAGGUGAACGAUGCCAUCGUCUCGUAUUCGCAUGCAGUCCACAAUCUUUUUGCACCUCACAGUAUCUGUAUUAAUGAUCAACACAUUUUUGGCAUUUACACUAGAGCAAGUUUUGAGAAACAAUGCAGUCUUGUCUGGAUUUAA